Messenger RNA from Aspergillus ochraceoroseus IBT 24754, 1257 nucleotides. It is a transcript of the gene vosA, whose product is annotated as protein vosA. The transcript is spliced from 9 exons. The record is from RefSeq and is a predicted model, not a curated record. The coding region runs from base 1 to 1257 and encodes 418 amino acids. Lineage: Eukaryota; Fungi; Ascomycota; Eurotiomycetes; Eurotiales; Aspergillaceae.
AUGUUGAACUCCAGUCCUGACUUUGACUUGAUCAUUCGCCAGCAGCCCAGUCGGGCGCGCGUGGCAGGUGGGAAGGAGAAAGAACGAAAGCCAGUUGACCCGCCCCCGAUUGUGCAAAUCCGGGUAAGGGAGGAAGGAACUUAUCUUGCACAACAUUACCUACAAAGUCCCUAUUAUUUUAUGUGCUGCAGCCUCUAUGAUGCCCAGGAAGAUGCGCCAGCUCCCGUUUCACCGUCGACUGCUUUGACCGGUACUCUGGUUUCGUCGCUCCAUCGGCUUAAGGAUGUGGACAACACAGAUGGAGGAUUCUUUGUGUGGGGAGAUCUUUCGAUUAAAGUUGAAGGAGAAUACCGACUAAAGUUCACACUGUUUGAAAUGCGAAAAGAUGCCGUCGCGUACUUGAAGACAAUCAUAUCGGAUCGUUUUACUGUUUCUCCUCCAAAGAGCUUCCCGGGAAUGGCGGAAUCAACGUUUCUAUCCAGGUCUUUUGCAGAUCAGGGAGUGAAACUCAGAAUUCGCAAGGAGCCACGGACACUGAUAAAGCGACCAGCACCACGACCGGAAGACUUUACCCAGGCUCUUCCUCCCCGUUCUCCAGAACGUUCGUCAAUGCAGAUGGCCGGGAACAAUUUUCCUGGGUACCAGACAGCGGGCAGAGAAUAUACGUAUUACGGAGGGCCGGUCAAGCGUCAACGCACGUCGGUUGAUUUUGGUACCAGAGGGAUGUAUGAAUCCGACGGAAGAAUGCGCCAAAUGGAUGCGUACCCUCAGACCGCGGCAAUGUACAACCAGGCGGGUGGUUAUCCUGCCUCCAUGAUGCCUGGAUACCCCACAGGACAUACAGGAGUCCCCGAUUAUGCGAUGUCGUACGGGAUCCCUUCUUCCGCUCAAGUUUCCCAGAUGCAAGACCCUGGCUCUCAAAGCCGGUCCAGUCAGCAGGCAACAAUGCAGUCCUUGGGGAUGGUGAACGCUCCAGGAACACCUACGCCCGACUCAACAGGAGCGAUGAUGCCAGGCUAUCCCCGUUCUCAGUACUCGAGCAGCUCUACAAUCCUUCCACCUUUGCAACGGGGUCGUACCUUUACACAAGGCUCCAAUGGAGCUUCAGCAAGAGGUUAUUUCGACCAGCCAUCCCAGGCAGCUACGCCCAUUCUUCCAUCUCAGGCCAUUGGAACGAACGAAGCUGACCGAUAUGGUACAACGGGAAGCCAGACGAGUUACGAUCAUCCUGGUUCGGCGAAUGGGACUCCCCGGUGA